AUCAAUGAUGUAGGAGUUGAGCGAAAAUUAUUAAAAUUCGUGAGAGCCUAAUGUGUCCUAAAAACUAGCUUCGGGGGCAGCACAAUUGUGUCAACACAAUGUUAUAAUACUUAUUUAUGUUAAAUUUUAUCAUUGAAAUAAAAAAAAAUAUCGCUUUAAAAAUACUCCGGAUAAUCGAGUCUAAAAUUCCGGAUAAUCGAAUUCCGGAUAAUCGAGUCUCCGGAUUUUUUUUUUUCCUCCCCUGUUGGGGAAAUUAAGCCACUGCGUCCAAUAAGCUGAACUUUUGUGGCAUGUCCCGUUUUGAUAUUCGCAUCUAGCCAGCAAAUUACCAUGUGUCAAGUAAUCAGCUUCUGCCACGACGCGUCGUCUCCCAGUCAGGUGCAAUGGAAUUAAUAAACCCCAAGACCUUCCCAGGUUCUGCAGACCAGAUCUCACUGGGUUGCAAGCAACCACUAUUUAGAAAUCUUUGCCUGCGCAUGUAUAAAGCACCACAACUGCAAAGCAGAUGUUCCGAGGUUUCACGUUCCGUAUUACAGAAACGACCGAUAUCACUCUGAAUCUGGCCAAUAUUUUUCAAGUGAUACCUACUCGGGCAGUGUCCAGUUACUAGGCCAGUGUAUGUACAUAGAGCUCUCUUGUUGAGCUCUAAGAGCUUUUUGGUUUUAUAAGCAUUUGGUGUUAUAAAUCGUUUUGACUGAUUGAGUCUCCGGAUAAUCGAGUCCGACCUGUACUCGGAAACGCAGUUGUGCAAACUUUUUUUUUUAAUUUUUAUUUACGUGUAUUUUAACCUUCCGUAACUCGCGCGGUUGACUACCUGCAUCAGCACCACGCUAAUGAUGAGUACAAUAAGCGAGAUUUUUUCAACGUGUUGUACAAAAUACAACAGCGCGAUCGCUCGAGGGUUAACAUUUGCUAAUUCUACAUUUUCGCAUAAACUGGUCAGCUACAUAUGAAAUGAUACGAAGGUCCACAAUCGGAUUUACAGCUGUCACAUACUCGGCUGCAGCACUAGGCUUCGUGUUGACAUAGUAGGCAAUCGCCUCUGCCCUGAGGGGUUAGUUACACUCUUGACAACCAUGGAAUGUUAUUUUUUCCUAACAGUCAGUUCUUUACUAGACUCCGACCAGUGUGGUCGUUAAUAAAGUUACACCGAAACUUAUCUGUUGCUGGCAAUACUGCCCGCUUUUCCACUGGAACAGACUGACAGAAUCAAUACACACACGAACUGCCUUUUUCUUAUGCCGUUUUUCUUUUUGAUCCAGUUCCAACCUGGGUUGGAACUGGAUGAGAUCACAGUUUGAACCCCAACCCGACUUCGGUUUCGCUUGUACUAAAGUUUGUUUGAGUUUGUUUGACGUUUGUUUGUUUACACAUUUUCCGCCAAUCCAGUUCCAACCCAGGUUCAAAAAGAAAAACGGCAUUAGUCUAAACUGUCAUCCAACGCAAUGACAAAGUAGAAGUGUGUGAUUUACUUGUAAACAGUCAGUUUAGCUGAGUGCUUUAUGUAGAAACCAAGUGAAUUGUUAUAAUACGUAGUCAAGUCCAAUUGAAUUAAACCUAGUUAUUAUCACAGUAAGUUUCUGAAGAUUAUCACAGUUGUUUUCUAAAUCUAAAUAUGCUUAAUCUAAUGUGAACUUUGUAGAACAGUGAUGGAACAUAAACAACGAGAGCAUAGAGGCCAAACCCUGUACUCAAACAUGCGUUAAACCGAAUUUUGUAAGUUAUUACUUUUAAUACUAUUCCUAGAACUAAUGUGAAUAAAUAAUCCACAGCUUAAAGCUGAUUCGCACCCACAACUUGGAGUUUGCGAGCUGCUAGAAAGAAUUCGACCCUACACACCAAAUUUUCGAUUUCUCAUCCAGCAAUAUGAAUUGCUGAGAUGCAACCAGCAAUUUUUAUUUUACUGAAACAUCAGUAAUGGUAACUGAUGAGUCAGCAAUGAUUGCAAUUGCUGAUUACCAGCAAAUCAUGUGUCAAACACUUGUAGUUCCCCGGGAAUUAUGUUGCGCACUCAUCUUCUUAACCGUUAUGUGGCCGGCAAACUUUUUGCUGUUUUCUACACCGUGUAUUUUAAAUGGGUGCUGGGUACCCGGGUACCCUGCCGGCCACAUAAGGGUUAACAUGUAGUAAAUCGCCAAGAAUUCAAAGGAAUUCCAACAAAAAAGCACUUUGCAGCACAAAAUGUAAGGCACCGCAUCUUUUAUGGAUAUUCCAAGCCUUUGAGCAUUGUUUGCUAGCUGUAAAUUACCAACGAUACCAUUUAUUUAUAAAACUGGAAAAUUUGUAAAUAUUUGGAAAAAAAAAUCAAAAAAUUCCAGCUGGAGUCGAACGCGGACAACAUUGCUGGUCAACCAGCAAAAUAAGCUGUCAAUACACGAUACUGAAGAUCCAGCAAACAAUAUUUUGCUGGAUGUAAAGCUGAAUUUACAGCAUGUCAAAAACCAGCAAAUUUUUGCUGAUUUCCAGCGAAAUAAAAAUAGUGUGUAACCUCCUCUGUGUUCCCGCAACAUUAUCCGUGUCGCAUUCAUUCCGAAGCACCCACCUCAACAGGUUAUGGGCCCAGCGCGAAGGACGUGGAAGCGGUGCAGUGGAGUGACCAUGUGCGGAAUGCGGAUAUUCUCGGAUGCAAGAGGUUUGUCGGAGGUGCUCACCGAUGUGGUCUCGGAAGAAGCAACCGACAAGAGCAAGUUUUGAAGAAUGGAAUCUCCAAGCGGCUGGCGUAUCAGAGGUGAUCACCGGUGUGGCACCGGAAGCAUCAACUGAACGAGUCGUGUUGGUGAAGGACCGAAAGUUAUCUCCAAGCGGCUGACAGAAGUGAUCACCGGUGUGGCACCGGAAGCAUCAACUGGACGUGUCAUGUUGGAGAAAGAUCGGAAGUUACCUCGGCUGUUUCACGAAGCGUAGGGCGUCGCGGAAGUUCUCACCGGAGUGGCUCCGGUAGCAGAAGCCGAUAAAGCCAAGUUCGAGCCAGAGGGGGAAGCAAGACUGACGAGGGCAAGGUGAAUCGCGAGUUGAUCGUUGGAAGUUUUGCGGAUCCAGUGGGACUGGAAGCACAACGGAAGGUUCAACUGUCGAAUAGUUGUGCCUGGAUGAGUGGACCAACCAACCUCAGGAAUCCAACAACAAAUCCAGUGACGAAGGGAAGUUCUCGCUGAUCGCGGAGUUCGCCGGUCGGUCGAUUGAGAGGGAGUGUUGACAUAGUAGGCAAUCGCCUCUGCCCUGAGGGGUUAGUUACACUCUUGACAACCAUGGAAUGUUAUGUUUUCCUAACAGUCAGUUCUUGACUAGACUCCGACCAGUGUGGUCGUUAAUAAAGUUACACCGAAACUUAUCCGUGUCGCAUUCAUUCCGAAGCUCCCACCUCAACACUUCGCGAUUCCGAAUAAUAGAAACGACUGAUACGACGGCGAAUGUGAACAGUUGAAAAACGAGAAGAAUGCGGCAUGGGCGAGAAUGCUGCAACACCGUACGAGAGCGAAUGAGGCACGUCAUAGACAGGUGCGGAGCAGGCAGAACUCUGUCUUUCGGAGAAAUAAGCGCCAGCAGGAAGAACGAGAUCGCGAAGCGAUGGACGAGCUGUACCGCGCUAAGGACACACGGAAGUUGUACGAGAAGCUGAACCGCUUGCGCAAAGGCUUUGUGCCACAAGCCGACACGUGCCGAGACAAUCACGGGAAUCUUCUCACGAGCGAGCGUGAGAUGGUCGAAAGGUGGCGGCAACAUUACGAUAAGCACCUCAAUGACGACGUUGCAAACACCGAAGGUGACGUGGUAACACAUCUAGUAGUACGUGUGCAUGACAAAAGAUUUCCAGCUCCUAACCCCCAAGAGACUGAUGAGGUUGGCCGGUUGAAAAGUAAUAAAGCCGCUGGAGCAGAUCAACUACCAAGCUUAUAAAAUACGAUGGAGAAGCACUGGUGAGAGCACUACACUGGGUCAUUACCAAGAUUUGGAAGGAGGAAGUAUUACCGGAGGUAUUGUGUGUCCCAUCUACAAAACGGGCGACAAGUUGGAUUGCGGGAACUAUCGCGCGAUCGCACUACUGAGCGCCGCCUACAAGAUACUCUCUCAAAUUGUAUGCCGCCAUCCAUCGCCGAUUGCAAGAGAGUUCGUGGGGCAAUAUCAGGCUGGAUUUAUGGGUGAACGCGCUACAACGGACCAGAUGUUCGCCAUCCGCCAGGUGUUGCAGAAAUGCUGCGAAUACAACGUGCCCACACAUCACUAGUUCAUCGAUUUCAAAUCGGCGUAUGAUACAAUCGAUCAGUUUUGGCAGCUAUGGCAGAUUAUGCACGAAUACGGAUUCCCGGAUAAACUGAUACGAUUGAUCAAGGCGACGAUGGAUCGAGUGAUGUGCGUAGUUCGAGUAUCAGGGACACUCUCGAGUCCCUUCGAAUUUCGCAGAGGGCUACGGCAAGGUCUUUCGUGCUUGUUGUUCAACAUUGCGUUAGAGGGUGUAAUAAGGAGAGCGGGGAUAAACACGAGUGGGACGAUUUACACGCAGUCCGUUCAGCUGCUUGGUUUCGCUGAUAUUGAUAUUAUAGCUCGCGAAUUUGAGACGAUGGCGGAAACGUACAUCCGACUAAAAAGUGAAGCCAGGCGAAUCGGAUUAGUCAUUAAUGUUUCGAAGACAAAGUACAUGAUGGCAAAGGGUUCCAGGGAGGAAUCUCCGCGCCCGCCACCCCGAAUUUAUAUCGACGGUGAUGAAAUCGAGGCGGUUCAAGACUUCGUGUACUUGGGCUCACUGGUGACCGCCGACAACGACACCAGCAGAGAAAUUCAGAGGCGCAUUGUGGCAGUAAAUUGAGCUUACUUUGGACUCCGCAGAACUCUACGAUCGAAUAAAGUUCGCCGUAACACGAAGUUAACUAUCUACAAAACGCUGAUUAGACCGGUAGUCCUCUAUGGGCACGAAACAUGGACCCUACGUGCAGAGGACCAACACGCCCUUGGAGUUUUCGAACGGAAGUUGUUGCGUACCAUCUACGGCGGAGUGCAGAUGGAAGACAAAAACGGUUCUCGAGAGUCAUCCGACCGGUACAAGAAGACGUGGUGCGCAGCGAGCUAGGUGGGUCGACCAUGUGGAAAACGAUCUGCGGACCCUACGCAGAGUGCGGAACUGGAGACAAACAGCCAUUGACCGAGUGGGAUGGAGACGGCUACUAUGUACAGCAGAGGCCACCCAGGCCUUAGUCUGAUCGGACACGCACACUACAGAACGUAGCACCCUUCUAUUGUAUAGUGGCGCCUGAGGAGAAUAAAGCUAAUGGAGGAAAGUGCUGUUAGUGCGAUUAGAAUCCCACACAAUGCCAAAUAUAUAUUGUACAUGAACAACACAACAGGCCAGUCUCUGAAGAUGUUUAAACUCUUAGUAGUCAUGCAUCCUCCAGUUAGCCUAGUGGUUAAGGCUAUGGAUCACCAAUCCGGAGACGGCGGGUUCGAUUCCCGUUCCGGUCGGGAAAAUUUUCUCGACUCCCUGGGCGUAGUGUAUCAUUGUGCAUGCCUCACAAUAUACUAAUUCAUGCAAUGGCUGGCAAAGAAAGCCCUCCAAUUAUUAUUAACUGUGGAAAUGCUCAAAGAACACUAAGCUGGAGAGAGGCAGGCCAAGUUCCAGUGAGAACGUCGAGCCAUACAGAAGAAGAAGAAGAAGUAGUCAUGCAUCCUAUGACUACAAAUGGGCCUGGACGAGUAUUUUGGCUCGUGGCUGCAGACGGUUGGGGUGAAAGAGUGGCUACUGAAUCUUUGAAAUAGUGGAUUAAUUUCAUUUGUGUACCGUGGAAGUCUAGUAACGUUGUCCCCGUUACGUGUGUAGAUCACCUUAGAAUAGUACGUUACGGAGUAAGAUCUACCAAAUCAAAUUUUGACCCAUCUUAAGUAAUCAGCCACGAUCCUAAUUUGAUAUUUUUUUUAUUUUGUUGGUGUUCUACAUUUAUGUUUUAAUGUUUACUGCUAAUUACCGUUAUAUUCCAGGAAAAUUCAGGUAAAUUUAUCGCAUGAUACAAAAGCUUAUUUGAAGGGAGAUGUUAAUACCAUUUUAUAUUUCAGAUUCGAAGCAGCUUAAGGACACCUAAUGACCAGGAUGAUUCGAAGCGAUUAUUGGCCUAGGAUCGAGUCCAGUGGAGAAAGAUGCUUCAUUCUGCGUAGAUUCAACGGAGUAAAUUGCAGACCCUCAAGUAUCCCAAACAGCACCGGAAUGUCCUCCAUCGAGCAAGAGCGGUCGUCCAGCGCUGCCGAGCCCACCCUGGUGACGGUUCGGGCCUUGGAGCGGUACGAGAAGUCCUCCCCGGUCAGCAGCAGUUCCGAUCGGACUUCGACGACGUUCACAACGACCUCCAAGGAGCAGAACACCGCCACCGCUCGCCAGGAUUCGACGACUUCGCUGCUGGGGGAUAAGCGGAAAUCGGUCAUCUACAGUGAUGCCCACUUCAGCAUCACGCUCCAUCACUACGACAGCAUCAUCAGUGAACUGAAAUGUCCAGGAUGUGCCCAAGCGUUGUACGGACCGAUCACCUUGUGCGAAACGGGGCACAGCAUCUGUGCGCGCUGUUCCGGUCGGAUUGGUGCUUGUCCGCUGUGCCGGAAGAAGCUCACCGAAAUGAGGAACUACACGUUGGAGGCGAUUGCGGCUAAGGUGCACUUUCCGUGCACUCAUGCUGCCAGGGGUUGUACGGUGCGGUUGCCGUUGGAGCUGCUCUGGUGGCACAAAGAUCGCUGUGGAUAUAAGCAAAUCGACUGCUUCAUGGGCAAGGUGUGGGAGAACUGCUCGUGGCACGGUUGCGAGAAGGACUGGAUCGGUCAUUGCGUAACCGAGCACCAGGACAAGGUGUACAACCUGCCGGACAUUGUGCUGACGUGGAACUACGCUGCGGACAGCCAGCGGUGCAUUGCGCUGCAGUCGGUCAUCGCGUACUACGUGAUUCGGGCGUACGGCGAGUACUUCAACGUGUACCAGAUCUACGAUCAGAACAGUAGGCGCACCAUUUGGACGGUCAUUUGCGCAUCCAAGGAGGCGAAGACCAGCCAGCGGUUCGCGUUCGAACUGGAGCUCUACUCGCCGAUUGAUAGUUCCAAGCUAUUGGUGCAACGGUUCCCGUGCCAUUCGGAGAACGACGCGGACUUCCUGAAGGAUGGAAACUGCGCCAAAAUUCCGCUGGAGGAAGCGAUACGGUUCAUGACGAAGGAUAAGGUCCUCUACUACCGGAUUCGAAUCGUCGAGGUCACACCCUGUCGCAGCCGCAGUCUGGUGCUGAUCAGUCAAUCCCAUAAACUGAUCAAUCCAACUCCGUCGACCCACCAGUUGCUGCCAAUCGACUACAACGUGACCAAAAUCGAAAAUGUCAACAUGAAAGCCGUUCCGGAAACGGCCAUCAUCGUACGAGGUGGAGUCAGCACUGGUUCUGCUUCCGACGCCGAUCAGGUCACAAUCGAUUCGUCGUCGUCCUCUUCUUCGUCGAACUCAUCAACCCUUCGCGAUGCAACCGAAGCCGACCUUCCGGAGGAAGACCAGGACUCCCAUGGAAAGACCCCCGCUCUGAACCGAGUCAACUCGCUUCCGAAACCUCCGCGGGUGCAAAUCCGACUGGACGAAAACACCGAACACCAGGAACAGCAGCAGCAGCAGCACCAGCAGGAGCAACACUUGGUCCGCUGUCGGCUGGUGGAACGCCAGGAGAGUAUCAAGAUGCAACCCAUCUACAUGGGAAACGGUGCUGGCGCCGAGUCGUCCUCUUCUACUUCCAACCUGACGACGGAUGGGAACGGGCGCGAAUCGAAGACGAAAGCGUCCACCGAGAGCCUGAACCAGCGCCUGAAGGGGCUGUCCAAGUUUUACAACAUCACCAGCUACAAGGCGUCCAAGCUGUGGAAUAAGAAAUCGGCCAAGGCGAUCGAAUAAAAGGAUUUCGGGGUGGUUUCAGAGCCCCAGCGAGAGACGCCCCAGCAGAAUCGGCUUUUCAAUAAUAUACAUACGUAAUUUAUUGUAUAACAGAAAACCCUAGCGUAUAGAUAAGUUGUUUGUUAUGUGAAUAAACUUUACCUUCAGAAUUUGA
This is a messenger RNA of Aedes albopictus (Asian tiger mosquito), 8045 nucleotides long. RefSeq lists its product as uncharacterized. Gene Ontology annotation, cellular component: cytoplasm. Gene Ontology annotation, molecular function: zinc ion binding; ubiquitin conjugating enzyme binding; ubiquitin protein ligase activity. Gene Ontology annotation, biological process: proteasome-mediated ubiquitin-dependent protein catabolic process; multicellular organism development. The record is from RefSeq and is a predicted model, not a curated record. Bases 6068 to 7891 code for a protein of 607 amino acids. Lineage: Eukaryota; Metazoa; Arthropoda; Insecta; Diptera; Culicidae. The transcript has 4 exons.